CCUAGGAGAGUUGGAAAACCCUGGUUUCAAACCAACGGUUCUUUAAACAAAUACAAUUUCUAACAUCGCUAUGCACGGUUAAAUAAAAGGUAGAGAAGUUCAUAAAAAGCUCUAUUCUUGCACAGUUAGUUGACAGUGGAAAUCUAGUUGAUGUAAAAUUGGUCAAACAAGUUUCGGUUAGAUGAAGGAUAGUGAAAAGUUUAUGUUAUCUAUUUCAGGUUUGCUAGGCUUGUGGUUACACACUAAGAACAUUUCACGGUUAGCGAAGAUAAAUUCUAUUUUACCGUAUGGUUUGAAAACGUUUCAUUAUCAUUUGGCUGCGGCUUGUUUGGGUUGUAUUGCAAUUACACCUUUUAGUGCAAUCGGUGUUUAUCAAAAGGGAUGGCCUUUUGGUCAUUUUGGAUGUCAGUCAUACUCAUUUGCUGGAAUGCUUUUUGGAAUGACAUCAAUUUAUUUGUCCUGUUUUAUCUGUUUCUUCACUAUGGUUGAAGUAUUGAACUUGACCUAUAUCCGUAAUUUCAUAUCUAAUCGAUAUAACUAUAUUCCUUUUGGAAUUUGGAUAAUUGGUGCAUUUUGGGCUAUUCUACCACUCUUUGGAUAUGGCAGAUAUACAUUAGAACCUCAUAAAACAUCAUGUCUAUUGGACUGGACUAAUAUGGAUGAAAAUAUGAAAUUGUAUAUGUUUUCAUUGUUUAUUUUUGGUUAUUUACUUCCAUUUGGUAUCGGUAUUGGGUCACAACAUAAACUGAUACAAUAUGCAGUAUCGAAUGCAAAUAAAAAUAAUAAGAACACUAAGAAGAUUGAAAUUCUUAUAAAGUUGAAUAAUUCCAUUCUCUUAUUCAACAUAUUUGGAUGGUUAUCAUAUGGUUUAUUAGCAAUUCAUUCAUUAAUAUCUGGACAAUUAACUUUGAAUCCAUUUUCAUAUUGUAUUACACAACUUCUGGCAAAAAUUUCACAAGCAUUUUUACCUAUAGCUUAUAGUUAUACAGAAAAACAAAUUGGACAAUGGAAUAAAGUUUAUGGAAAUACGGAAUAGUAUUGUUCUUUGGAUUUCUGAACUCAUCUUUGUGUAGUCACUUUUAUGUUUUAAAGUAGUUAGAUAUAAUAGUAAUCAUUAUAUUGAUGAA
Messenger RNA from Schistosoma rodhaini, 1127 nucleotides. The record is from the annotation of a GenBank genome assembly. Lineage: Eukaryota; Metazoa; Platyhelminthes; Trematoda; Strigeidida; Schistosomatidae.